Macrosiphum euphorbiae (potato aphid) is the source of this 300-nucleotide messenger RNA. Lineage: Eukaryota; Metazoa; Arthropoda; Insecta; Hemiptera; Aphididae. The record is from the annotation of a GenBank genome assembly.
AUGGCCCCAUGUACAUUCUUAAAAGGCGGCCAGCUCUUUCAACUCGAACUCCAGCUUCCCAAAGUAUCGAUGGUAAAACGUGUGAGGUCCUAUUGCUUUAGGUGCAUAUGUCCUGCAGACGCAAGAGGAGAAGUCGGUGGUUUACCGGACUCCAUGUCGUUUUCCUAUGGCGCCUCCAUUAUCGCAAUCAGCCAUCAUCUUGUCCGUCCAAACGACUGUCAUAGUUUUUCUGAAGAGACUGCAGCUCGUGCUACCCCUGUACAUCGUCAAAACUUGAGUCGCGUAAUCGUUUUGUACUAG